GUAGAUUGUGCCAAGACAAGAAGAGAGCGCUGGAAGAGCAUUGUGAUGAGUUUAGGUCUUCUUGGAAUGAUUGGUGGGCAAAAGAGAAGAAAAGACAGUGUGAUAUAAUGUUAUUAGGUUUUGGAUGGUGUUUGGAUAGGCACGGCAAGGAGUCAAAGCAAUGCCAAUUUGAAGCUAAGGAGCUUAAAAAGUUCUGUGAUAUAGAAGUUUAAUGACAAGCUGUUUUCAACAUACUUUAUUGAUGAUGAUCCUAAUUAGUUACGGAGUACUACCUAUAUAACACUCCCUCCGUCCAAUUCACAUGAUGUUGUUAAAGAGCGUCCUCACGGAAGAAAUGGAAGAAUAUGGUUCACCGCAGGGGCCACCGCUACCCAAGCGGAAGAAGAAGGAGCCCUUGAUCUUCACGGAUGAAGAUUACCCGCUGGUCCUUAGUCCCCAUCGGGAUGCACUAGUAGUAAAGAUAGAGAUCAACAACGUGGUCGUCCAUCGCACGUUGGUCGAUACCGGCAGCUCGGUCAACAAUAUGUACAACAAUACCUUCAAAGAGCUAGGCUUAUCUCGGGGAGACCUUAAGCCAAUCUGCACCCCGCUGUUAGGAUUCACGGGGGAUACUAUUAAAGCAGAGGGAACCAUUACAGUGAAGGCUGGGAAGGAAGAAGGGCGACCCACAGCGGAGCUGGCAGAGGAAGGGGAGGAAGUUGCCCUGGAUCCGGCAAAGCCGGAGCAAAAGCUGAAGGUAGGUAGAUCCCUGCCGCUCAAGCUAAAGGAGAAGUUGGUGGGCGUCCUCCGUUUGUUCAAAGUGUUGUUUGCCUGGGGUCCAGGGGAUAUGCCUGGGGUCGACCCACGAAUCAUCUACCACAGAUUGGCGGUAGAUCCGGCCCACAAGCCGAUCAAGCAGAAGAAGUGUUUCCUCUCCUCGGAAAGGAGAGAUUUUGUCACUAAGCAAGUAACCACCCUGCAAUCCAUCGGGCACAUCUGGGAAGUCUGCUACCAGAGUGAUAAUACAUGGGAGUCCAAAAAAGUCAAAGAAGAUAUUGAAGUUGAAUUUUUGGAGCUUUAAAGUUGGCCCAAUCCAAGUUUGGCCCAAAGCUAUUCCAUCUACCAAAUAAAUUAAGAGAGGAGGAAGAAGAGCAAAUAAAAGAAGAAAAAAAGAGAAAUCUCCCAGUGAAUGAGAAACGCAGGAGAGAAGAGGCGCAGAGUCCUUCCCCAAAUCCAACGCAAAUUCCAAGAAUCCUACUCCAAAUUGAAGAUUCCAAACUCCACGAUUAUAAAAGGAGACAAAAGCCACAAGAAAAUCAUCUUCUUCAACCCCAAAUCCAGAGGGAGAUCAGAUAGCCGAGAGAGAGGAACAUAGCAGCGGCAAGGAUUUCCACCGCCGACCUAGGGUUCCGACC
This is a messenger RNA of Cuscuta campestris, 1394 nucleotides long. The record is from the annotation of a GenBank genome assembly. Lineage: Eukaryota; Viridiplantae; Streptophyta; Magnoliopsida; Solanales; Convolvulaceae.